CGCCGCAUCUACGUCAUCGAUUAUCGCAGGCUCGGCUCUUCUGAUUCUGCUGCUGCUGCUGCUUCGCCUGUCGUUAGAGCAUUCUCAUUCUCCGAAGCUAUGAUAUCAUGUUGUAGCGACGACUCUGACUCUGACUCUUACUACAAUUACGACGAAUACCACGUCCGUGAAAGAAUGGCUUGUUAUCACUUGUUCCAACUCGACGGAGAGCUCCACGUAGUCUGCCGCGAAUAUUACCACCAGGUGUACAAGCUGGUGGUAGUCACGCCUGCUGCUAAUGAAGGCGGUAGCAGCAGCAGCAGUAGCAGUAAGUAUUACUGGGAAGAAGUGAGGAGUUUGAAUGGGUGCGCUGUGUUUAUCGGCGGCCAUCAAUCGUUUUGCCUCCCCGCCGCCGCCUCUACCACCAUGGUAGGUAAUGGGGCGGAUAGAGGCAACCGUAUUUACUUUGCCUUGGGCUGCUGUGGUAGAACGCGGCGACAGCGCAGAUCUGGAUGCGGUGGUUGGAACGGCGUCUUCCAUCUUGCUAAUCGGAGGUUCGAAAGAAGUGAUCUUCAGUGCUGUACUAGUGACGAAAAGAGUUGCUCCUCAUUUUUUUGGUUCCUCCCCAUGCCUUGGGAUAUUUCAAAGCUACACAGAAAGCAUCAUGACAGGAGGAAGAAGAAGGCUUGGAAACGGGAAAGGUACCUACUCGGCACCGCAAAUGAAACUGGUGAUCCAUACUAUUGGACAUUACCAAAGAAGACUGUCAAGAACAAGAAUCAUCAUCAUCAUCAUCAUAAUGAUAAUAACAUUGUUGAAAACGUCCGUCACAACAGAUUCCGAGCUUUAUUAUCUGAUGCCGAUAAUGAAGAAGACGAGGAAGAUUGAAAAGGUUCGGCUAGCAAGCCUGAAUGAAUAAUACAACCCAAGAAACGGGAAACGGGAUCCCCUGCUUCGCAAUACAAACUAAGCAACAACACUGGACACCAAACUACCAAAGAAGACCAUCAAGAAUCAUCAGCAGCAUGAUAAUAACAGUGCUGUCAAAAACAGAUUCCAAGCUUUAUUAUCGGAUGAUGAUAAUGAAGACGAGGAAGACUGAAAGGCCGUCUCGGUUAGUUAAGGGUCUGAAAUGGAUCGUGUAUAUGCACAGGUUUGAUGUUGUUAACUGGAUCUACGUGAGGGCAAGUUUAGUCAAGGCAAUAUCAAGUUUCGACAUAUUUCUCGUAUAGGAAUGAAUAAAACUAAACCGCUGGUACAUUUCUUUAAUGCUGAACAACGAUGUUGUGUACCUGUCCAGGGCGUAAACACCUGGGGAAUAAGUGAAGGGAAAGCUCUACUUCUAAGAGCAGUGAGAAACUAAACUUGCUCACUGUGCUUAUUUAGAUCAGUUGUGCUC
This is a messenger RNA of Linum tenue, 1378 nucleotides long. The record is from the annotation of a GenBank genome assembly. NCBI's taxonomy places the organism in Eukaryota, Viridiplantae, Streptophyta, Magnoliopsida, Malpighiales, Linaceae.